CCCGGCCCGGCAUCGGUUCUAAUUGGGCCUGACAUCUUAAUCUCUGACCCUUCCUACUCAUAUCUCACUCUCUCUUUCUAUUAUCUCUCUAUCUAUCGGCUGUACAGAGCGGAAGAGAUGGAACCGCCGGCCACCGCAGUAAAACGCUCCUCCAGACGCCUUCUCUUUGACCGCCGUUACGGCUGGGUGGUCGACGAAUGGAAAGACCCAUCGGAGGAAGCUCUCGCCGGCGGCCGAGGAAUGUUUUGUGUAGUUCCAUUGGGGAAAGCUCUGUUUCAGACCGCUUCACAAUCAAUUAACUCCGCCGUCGAAUUUCUGAAUAUGAAGCUUCACAAAUGGGAAAAUCCUAUGCGCAACCCUAAGUCUAGUAGUGGAGAUGGAGAAUCAGUGGCUGAAACGUGA
Messenger RNA from Thlaspi arvense, 402 nucleotides. The record is from the annotation of a GenBank genome assembly. Lineage: Eukaryota; Viridiplantae; Streptophyta; Magnoliopsida; Brassicales; Brassicaceae.